Molecule: messenger RNA, 1651 nt
Organism: Hypanus sabinus (Atlantic stingray)
Lineage: Eukaryota; Metazoa; Chordata; Chondrichthyes; Myliobatiformes; Dasyatidae
Gene: c6h10orf67
Product: chromosome 6 C10orf67 homolog
Exons: 16
Coding region: 42-1442 (466 amino acids)
Source: RefSeq, a predicted model, not a curated record
CCCAUUCCCCAGUUGAGUCCGUACACAGCAGCAACGAGGACAUGGACCCUCUGAUGUCUCAUUCCAUCGGAGAGAGCUGUUUGCCAGGUGCUUCACCUUCAGAUCGGUUAAAGAUUGGCUUCUUUAAAACAGACCGUGCUACUCAAACUGAUGUCAGUGAGAUAUUGGAACUGAAAGAACUGAGUACUGCAGUUGAGACUCUGGUGAAGGAAAUUACGAUACUUAGGAAUAGAGUAGAAUCUAAUAUACUGAUAUUAGAGGCAGACUACCAAAUGAAACUUGAAGAACAAUGCACACAUCUUUAUCAAAGAAUGAAUGACCACAAUUCUUAUCUUAAGAAUAAGUAUCUGCAGAGAACUGAAGUCCUUCGCAAUAGUUUUAGACAGCAGCUUGCUAAUGCAAUAGCAAAGAUCAAUGCUGAAUGCACAAAAUAUUGUACAGAACUGAAUAAAAAGAAUAAGACAACUCAUGAAGACAGCAUCACAACCUUAAGUGCUCUCAAACAAAAAGAUUUACUUAUUUCAUCAUUAAAAGGAAGAUUAGAAGAGUAUGAGAAUUCAAGACAAACUGAUAUGAUCAAUUUUAACUUGAAGAACGAAUCUGAGAAGGAACAGCUUAUUGAAGAAAAUCAAGGACUGAAGGAACAAAUUAGCUCAUUGGUGCAGGAUGCCGAAAAUAUGUCAAAAACAAUUAUUUUGAAUGAAAUGCAAAUAGAUAAAUUAGAUAGUGAACUUGUAGUUCUAAAAGAGCAAAGUGCAAACACUGAAUGGGAAAUGCAAAAGUUACUUCAGUCUGAAGAAUAUUUGAAAAAAGCAUUGGAAAAUGAAAAACAAAAAGGGAAACAAAUGUUGGAACUACAGAAGUUACAAAUGGAAAAGGCGUUACAGGUUACAUUGCUGAAGAUGGAAGAAAGUGAACGAGCUUCCAGAGAGCUGUCUGAAUCCUUAAAAGAAAAGGAAACUCAAUUAAUUCAUCAGAUGGAAACCUCAUCUCUGCUGAAGCAAGUAUCUAUAGUUGAGAAGGAAACUAAGCCCGUGAAUAGUGAUGAAAUCAUUGAAGAGCUAAAAAGUCUCAGGAAGAGAGACAAAGAGCAAAGAAAAACUAUAGAAGAUCUUAAUAAACAGCGAGAUCGAUCAAAUCGAAUUUGGGAAAAGAAGUUUGCAAUACUGAAGCAAAGCUAUCAUGCAAUAAAGGAUGAGAUGUAUCUGAGAUGUUCUUUGCAACGGCAAGCACCAUCGCUGCACUGUGCUUUUACACAUAAUGUAAUUGGAGAAUCUCCUUGGAUUGAUUCUCAAGCAAAAAAUAAUUUUUCUUCAUAUUUCCCAUUGCCUCAGAUAGGGUCCCAAUCAACACCACAAACAGCUCAAAGGGAGCAUAAAAUGGACAGAGCUCCAAGUGCACCAGGAGCUGUUAAUUUAAGAUCACCUGAUAAUUUAUGUUAAUGAAAACAGGAUUGCAAGAAGCCCAAAUCUCACAUUAGCUGCCAGAUUUAUAGCAACGGAUUAGCAGUUUGUCAUAUUAUCACGCGGACUGUUUUAAUACAUUGGUUAGAUAUAUAACAACAGAUAUAUGCGCUCGCAGUGCCCUUUGUAAACCCCGAAAUUUUAUGGUAGGUUAAUGUCGUUCAAAAACCCAUGCAGUCUGACGUUCC